AGGAUCCAGGCUGGUUUUUCCCGGCGUCUUGGGCUGGGAUCGGGCAGUCCCAGAUGCAGGGGAGACCCAGCUUUGGAGGGGCUUCCAGAGACCCGCCUCCCUUUGCUUCCAGAGACGAGGAGGAGGAGGAAGAGGCAGGCCGGAGCUGGGCGUCGAGGAGGGCGCUUCAGGACGCGGAGGCGGAGAGAGAAAGAGAGAGAGAGAAAGAGAGGUAGAUAGAUAAGACACACAGAGAGAGCGCUGUCCAGUCCUGACCGGAGUGAGACCUUCGGAGGGAGAGCCACGAAGACUAGAGCCCUCCUCGGGUGCCUUCUCCCUCCACAGCCUUUCCUUCCUUCCUCGCCCACCCGACGCCGUGAAAAACCCCGCGAAGGAUCGUACUAUAGACCCAGACUUGUUUUUGGCAUAUUGAGGAGGAAAAACGGAUACCUCACACUAGACACCUUGGGAAGCACUGGCAUAUUUAGCAAACUCACAAAUCCCAAUUCAGUCAGAAGCUAUGUUAGGAAGUCAAGCCGUUCUCCUCGCUGAGGUCAUGUUGCUUCUUAUUUAAGGAUAAUUGCACCUUCUCCGCCUGAUUAUGGACAAAUUGAAGGAGUUAAAUUCACAGAGCUGUCCAAGACACGCAUCCAUUUCUAACGCGGAGCCCUCUCUCCUGAUCGUUGAAAUUCUCAUCCAAAAAGUCUGGUUUUCAAUAAAGGCUUCAAGUUAAAAGAAACUUCCAGCAUGACGCAGUACAACUUGUCUGCAAACUUGGCUUUCAAGGACUUGUCCAACAAGUCUCUCAAUGCCAGCCGCAUGCCGGAGGAUUGGGACGAGGGGAAAUUAGGCUUAAAGAUUUCUCUUGCUAUUGUCUUGGCUGCGAUCACGCUGGCGACAAUGCUUUUCAACGUCUUUGUUAUCAUCACGAUUAUACUUACCAGAAAACUCCACACUCCUGCAAAUUACCUCAUUGGCUCCUUGGCUGCCACAGACCUAUUAGUGUCUAUCCUUGUUAUGCCAAUCAGUAUUGCUUACACCGUCAGCCACAUCUGGACUUUUGGGCAGAUCAUGUGUGACAUCUGGCUGUCCUCGGACAUCACCUGUUGCACGGCCUCCAUUCUGCACCUUUGUGUUAUCGCCUUGGACAGGUAUUGGGCCAUCACGGAUGCCUUGGAAUAUACCAAGCGCCGGACGGCUGGUAGAGCCGCUCUAAUGAUUGCCAUUGUUUGGGUUAUCUCCAUUUGUAUCUCCAUGCCACCCCUUUUCUGGAGGCAAGCCAAAGCUCACGAAAUACUGACCGAGUGCCAAGUGAACACAGACGAAAUCUCCUACACCAUCUACUCUACCUGCGGAGCCUUCUACAUCCCAACGGUGUUGCUUCUGAUCUUGUAUGGCAGGAUUUACAUGGCUGCUCGGUCUCGAAUUCUGAAGCCGCCACCUCUGUACGGCAAGCGGUUCACCACGGCCCAACUCAUUGCCGGCUCAGCGGGCUCUUCACUUUGUUCCCUUAGCUCCAACCUUCACGAGGGGCAUUCUAAUUCCAGCAGCUCAUCCAUGUUUAUCAACCACGUCGCAAUCAAAGUUGCCAAUAACAUCCUAGAGAGGAAACGGAUUUCCGCCGCCCGGGAGAGGAAGGCCACGAAAACUCUGGGGAUUAUUUUAGGGGCAUUCAUUUUCUGCUGGCUGCCCUUCUUUGUGAUGGCUUUGGUGCUGCCUAUCUGCCAGGAUGCCUGUUCGGCCCCGCCUGAACUAUUUGACUUUUUCACAUGGUUAGGCUACCUGAACUCCCUCAUCAACCCCGUGAUCUAUACAGCUUUCAAUGAAGAAUUCAAACAAGCUUUUCAGAAAAUGAUACAAUUUAAGAAAUGCUCCUAGCUGUCUGGCUUUUAACUAAAUUACCAAUUUAUCACUUUUCCCGCCACCUGUAUAUGUAGUUUCUACAUUUGGUUAGACAUUUGCCUCCCUUUAGCAAACCCGCAUUGAUUUUGUUUUAUGUAUUUAUACAUGCAGUUGCUCAUCUUGUUGGUAAUAAUCGCUGUUAGUAUUUUGGCAUCUUAAUUGAUUAAUGAUAUUGGUCUAUAAGAACCAAGGUCUGUCAAAGCUUUCUUUGGUUUGGGUAAUAAUAUCGUUAAUUAUUGCUUUCAUGAUCCCUGUAUUUGUUCUCCAUCCAUUGUUGCAUUAAAUAAUUCUAAUGAU
Molecule: messenger RNA, 2178 nt
Organism: Anolis sagrei ordinatus
Lineage: Eukaryota; Metazoa; Chordata; Lepidosauria; Squamata; Anolidae
Product: 5-hydroxytryptamine receptor 1D
Biological process (GO): smooth muscle contraction; chemical synaptic transmission; adenylate cyclase-activating adrenergic receptor signaling pathway
Cellular component (GO): plasma membrane
Molecular function (GO): dopamine neurotransmitter receptor activity, coupled via Gs; G protein-coupled serotonin receptor activity
Source: RefSeq, a predicted model, not a curated record